Molecule: messenger RNA, 1204 nt
Organism: Arabidopsis thaliana (thale cress)
Lineage: Eukaryota; Viridiplantae; Streptophyta; Magnoliopsida; Brassicales; Brassicaceae
Product: cysteine-rich repeat secretory protein, putative (DUF26)
Exons: 2
Coding region: 159-980 (273 amino acids)
Cellular component (GO): extracellular region
Source: RefSeq, marked reviewed
AAAAAUUAGUUAAUCUAGUUACCAAUGAAGCCAAUCAGCUAAAUCCUUCCUACUCUCCUGUAUAUAUAAACAUCACAACUCAACGCUUCAUUUAUAAUAAAAAAGAAAAACAAAACACACCUAACUCUUGAAAAAAAACAAUCAAAACAAAAUACAAUAUGUACUCUUCAUGUUCUCUUUUACAACGUCUCGUUUGGUUCCCUUUCUUAGCCUUGGUGGCCACACAACUCCUAUUUAUACGCAAUGUUUCGUCCCUGAACCUCACCAAUGAGUAUCUGCAUCACAAAUGUCUCGUUAGUGAAGGGAAAUAUAAACCAGGAAGCAAGUACGAGUAUAUCCUUAACGAUUACAUCCGUUUUCUCGCAGCCGGAAAUUUUCGCUCAGGUUCCAUGCACAUGACUAGUGGUCUAAAACCCAAUGCUGUAACCAUUCUCUACCAGUGCAGCGGUGACUCCUAUAAUUCUAAGUGCCGCUCUUGCUAUGCUGCCGGCAUCUCCGGGCUUCGUAGGCGAUGUCCGAGAAACAAAGGUGGGAUAAUAUGGUUCGAUCAGUGUUUUGUUGAGAUUACUUCAAUCAGUGUCAUCGACUUCAACAUCUCAAAGAUCAAUUACGAGAACAAUUUCCCCUUACACAACCCGAACAGGGUAAGUGGCAAUAUAAAGUCAUUCAACAAUGAGACAAUGGCUCUCCUCAAAGAGUUGGCGUUGAAAGCAAAUAAUAAAGACAACAUGGACAAUGGCAAGAUGGCACUGUACGCAUCAGGGGAGAAGAGGGUCGGGACAAAGAAGGUGUACGCAAUGGUUCAGUGUAUGAGAGAUCUAGUUAAGCCUAAGAUGUGUAAGGAGUGUUUGGAAAGCAUUAUAAAGGAGUUUCCCGAGUGUUGCGACGGUAAACAAGGAGGGAGGAUUUUGGGUACGAGCUGUGAUUUUAGGUAUGAACUUUACCCUUUUCUAAGGACUUCAGAUUCAAAAACUGUUUGAUGACGAUGCACAACACAUUCUCUUGACACCUUACUUAUUUUACUUCAGUUCCGGUUUUUUGAGCUUUUUACUAGUUUUUAUUUAUAUUGUUUAUUCUUGGAUUUCCCUUUGUGCUGGUUUAGAUCACAUGUGCCUAUGACUAAGAUCCCAAGCUGUGUUUUUCCUCACUCUUUAUUUGGUUAUUAAUUACAGUUGUUGGCUAUGAAUAAGAAGCUCUAUUAUUC